ACGACCGCGGGCCCAACGUGUCCUUUCUGUCCGCGUUUCCAAACGAGGCGGAGUACCUGUUCCCACCGCUGACCUAUCUGCAGCCAACCGGCCGCACCGAGACGGUGGCCGCGUGCGGUACGCCGGCUGGCCUCCAGCUGGGCCGGCGAGCGUGUACGAUGUCUGCGCCGGCCGCCUCGCCUUCUCUAGCUGCCUGUCGCCGCUCUUUGCCGCCUUCAUGCUGGGAUCGGCCGCUCACUGCCAGCAGAGCAGGCAGAGGGCGACGGGCGCAACCGUUUGUGCCGGCGGCGGUGGUGGUGGGGUUGGUGGUGACGUGCGUGCAGGUGGGGGGCCCUUACUCGCCUUCUUCUCAUCGCGAGCGAUGGCGUCCGUCGGCGCGCUCUCGCUGCAGGUGUACGUGUUCCAGGAGCCGACACACAACCUGUGGCUGAUGCUGGAAGGGCCAAAUCUGCGAGUUGGCAACCCCCAGUUCGGACCAUACCUCGUAUUUUUCCUUCUCUCUCUGUGGAUCCUCGCGGCUGCCUUUGCCACAUACGUCGAGGGGCCAUUCAUGCGAGCGAUGGCGAGCAAGUGGAAGCGCGCCCCGCCAGCCGAAUGGACUGUCCGCGCGGGCAACAGGCUGCUCGGCACGGUCGCCGCUGUCUACUGGAGCCUGUCUGUCGGAGUGCUGGUGGCCGGGUGCAGCCUGGCCUACGCGGCCCUCUCUUAUAGGUUGUAAAUGUAGGUUGGAGUUGCGGUGGUUCUCUGACUUCCAAGAGUGGAGCCGAGCG
Messenger RNA from Emiliania huxleyi CCMP1516, 770 nucleotides. RefSeq lists its product as hypothetical. Lineage: Eukaryota; Haptophyta; Isochrysidales; Noelaerhabdaceae. The record is from RefSeq and is a predicted model, not a curated record. The annotation marks the transcript as partial. The transcript has a single exon.